This is a messenger RNA of Didymella exigua CBS 183.55, 879 nucleotides long. RefSeq lists its product as uncharacterized. Bases 127 to 579 code for a protein of 150 amino acids. The transcript has a single exon. The record is from RefSeq and is a predicted model, not a curated record. Lineage: Eukaryota; Fungi; Ascomycota; Dothideomycetes; Pleosporales; Didymellaceae.
UUUUCUGCUAACACCACAAAGCGGAUCACCAGCUGGUACAGGACGUUCCUUGCCGACCCCAUCGACAGUCUCGGGAGGGUGGAAUCGGUCAAAAGUUCCCCCAGCUACGCCAUAGCGGCGCUCGAUAUGCUCUCUUUAAGCAUUCAGGGCGGGGUGGAGAGACUCCAGCUCUUCGACCACGUGCUGCGGCUCGGGUACUCGAGCUGGCCGAUCACGCCCGAAGAGGUCACGGCCUGGGGCGCUGCGGUGCUUAGGUGCGAGGACUUGUUCUCACUCUACAAGCGGUCUCCGGAGGAUGGGUGCUAUCCGCUUCCCAACUGUCCCGUGGAGUAUGUGGGUGAGAGGGGAGGGGUAUCUCUGCCCACCCCCGAACCGUCUCCCGAGCCUGCUGGUGCCACAACUCCGCCGCAAAAGCAGCUGAAGAGGAAGCGCGGGCGCCCUACCGGCGCGAAGGACGUGAUGAAGCGUGCGCGUCGUGGCGAGUGCGUGGGCUUGUCCGGUGCGGAGAGGAGCCGUCGCUCGAGGCAUGGCCCUACGUCCAUGCAGCGAAAGGAGGAGAAAGAGCUGCAACAGCAAUAGUAAACACCUCCUGCUUAGCUUAGUUUCUCCCUUUCCCGUUCUUCUUCUUCAUCAUCAUCAUCAUCAUCUUCUUCUUCUUCUUUUUUCCGUUUAGGUAUGUCGCUUGGAUGCGGAUUUCCCUCAUGGUGGCCAUCGUCUCUGACCCUGCUCCAGAAUACCAUGAAAGCCAGGAAGGCCAGCAGGAUAGCGAUCAUUGUUGGCGCAGCGGGGUGGCGCAUGGUGUUUUCUUGCUUUCUUUAUCUUACUCUUGCUUUCUUUAUUCUGCUUUUACAGUUUAUUGAGAUCCUGAGGGAUUCGGUA